Molecule: messenger RNA, 670 nt
Organism: Nematolebias whitei (Rio pearlfish)
Lineage: Eukaryota; Metazoa; Chordata; Actinopteri; Cyprinodontiformes; Rivulidae
Product: activated CDC42 kinase 1-like
Exons: 4
Coding region: 1-660 (219 amino acids)
Biological process (GO): protein phosphorylation
Molecular function (GO): ATP binding; protein tyrosine kinase activity
Source: RefSeq, a predicted model, not a curated record
AUGGGGAGGCUGCGACUGGGGAGCAGCUUUCCUACCACCUCGGACCUCUACACAUCACGAUGCAGGGAGAAGGUGUUUUGUGGGAAGCGUCCAGAUGAAGAGUUCCCUCAGCAGGGCCAGCCGAACUCCUCAUUUUGUAAACUGUCCCUCACACCUCCAUUUUGUCUGGGCGAGGGAGUCCUGUCCAGUCACUCCGGGGGCGUCUCUCCUCUGGACGGGCAGCAGCAGGCCCUGACCUGCCUCAUUCCCAAGAAGGACUUGACAUUGUUUGAGAAGCUAGGCGAUGGCUCCUUCGGUGUGGUGAAGAGGGGAGAGUGGAUAACACCUGCAGGGACGGUGCUGAAUGUGGCUGUGAAGUGCUUGAAAACAGAUGUGCUCAGCCAGCCAGAAGCUCUGGAGGACUUCAUCUGUGAAGUCAAUGCCAUGCACUCCCUUGACCACCAGAACCUCAUACGCCUCUACGGUGUGGUGCUCACACAGCCAAUGAAAAUGGUGACUGAACUGGCUCCUCUGGGUUCUCUACUGGACCGUAUGAGAUGCUCUAAUCCACAGGGCCCAGUUCUGAUCUACACUCUAUGUCAGUAUGCCGUGCAGGUAGCCUGUGGCAUGGCUUACCUGGAACAGAGGAGGUUUAUCCACAGGGACCUAGCAGCCAGGUAGAGUUUCAGCA